AUGCAGCUCUCACGCAGGCAUGUGCGUGAGGAGCUGGGGGUGGUGUCUGAGCGCAUGCGCCGCUCCAUCGUCACCGACAUCCCUGCCCUGGGCUCCGCGGCCGACUACUUCUUCCGCCUGGGCGCCGACGGCAAGCGCCUGCGCAGCACGGUGCUCCUGCUCCUGGCGACGCGGCUGGCCCCCGCGCCGCCAGACCUCGCGCGGCUGGAGCGCCUGGCGGAGAUCACGGAGCUCAUCCACAUCGCCUCGCUCCUGCACGACGACGUGAUCGACGAGGCAGGGACGCGGCGCGGCGUGUCGGCCGCCAACGCCGUGUUCGGGAACAAGGUGGCCAUCCUGGCGGGAGACUUCCUGCUGGCGCGGGCGUCGGUGUCGCUGGCCUCGCUGCGCGACACGCGCGUGAUCGAGCUGAUGAGCGCCUGCCUGGAGAGCCUGGUGGCGGGCGAGAUCCUGCAGCUGACCGCCGACCCGGAGCAGGCGCUGUGCCUGGACCACUACCUGCGCAAGACCUACUGCAAGACCGCCUCGCUCAUGGCCAACUCCGCGCGCUCCGUCGCACUGCUGGGGCCGGAGCCCGGCCCCGAUGCCGCACAGGCGGCCUGGGACUACGGCCGCGCGCUGGGCCUGGCCUUCCAGCUCGUGGACGACGUGCUGGACUUCACCGCCUCCGCCGACGAGCUGGGCAAGCCCGCGCUGAACGACCUGCGCUCAGGCCUGGCCACCGCGCCCGUGCUCUACGCGGUGCAGGCCAGCGAGCCGCUGCGCGCGCUGGCACGCCGGCGCUUUGCCGCGCCGGGCGACGUCGACGCCGCGCUGGCCAUCGUGGCCGCAGGGGACGGCCUGGCGCGCGCGCGGCGCCUGGCCGCAGACCACGCCGACCUGGCGGUGCAGGCGCUGGGCAGGCUGCCGCCGCCGGCCUGCGAGGAGGCAGGGGCUGCUCACGCUGCCCUGCUGGAGCUCACCGCCCGCGUGCUCAGCCGGCGGAGCUGA
This is a messenger RNA of Auxenochlorella protothecoides, 990 nucleotides long. RefSeq names its product Decaprenyl-diphosphate synthase. Bases 1 to 990 code for a protein of 329 amino acids. Gene Ontology annotation, molecular function: prenyltransferase activity. The record is from RefSeq and is a predicted model, not a curated record. Gene Ontology annotation, cellular component: transferase complex. Gene Ontology annotation, biological process: ubiquinone biosynthetic process; isoprenoid biosynthetic process. The transcript is spliced from 3 exons. Lineage: Eukaryota; Viridiplantae; Chlorophyta; Trebouxiophyceae; Chlorellales; Chlorellaceae.